Messenger RNA from Dermochelys coriacea (leatherback sea turtle), 779 nucleotides. RefSeq names its product histone H1-like. The transcript has a single exon. Gene Ontology annotation, cellular component: nucleosome. The record is from RefSeq and is a predicted model, not a curated record. Gene Ontology annotation, molecular function: structural constituent of chromatin; DNA binding. The coding region runs from base 9 to 662 and encodes 217 amino acids. Gene Ontology annotation, biological process: nucleosome assembly. Lineage: Eukaryota; Metazoa; Chordata; Testudines; Dermochelyidae.
UAGUCACUAUGUCCGAAACGGCGCCUGUCGCAGCUCCUGCCGUCUCUGCUCCUGAGGCAAAAGCCUCGGCUACAAAACCGAAGAAGGCGACUGUCGGCUCUAAAGCCCGCAAGCCUUCGGGUCCCAGUGUUACCGAGCUGAUCACCAAGGCGGUGUCCGCAUCCAAGGAGCGCAAAGGGGUCUCCUUGGCCGCUCUUAAGAAGGCUCUGGCCGCCGGAGGGUACGAUGUGGAGAAGAGCAACAGCCGCAUCAAAGUAGGACUCAAGAGUCUGGUAAGCAAAGGUACAUUGGUACAGACCAAAGGCACGGGCGCCUCUGGCUCUUUUAAACUCAGCAAGAAACCGGCUGAGACCAAGGAAAAGCCACUCAAGAAAAAGCCAGCGGCAAAGCCUAAGAAACCAACUGCCAGGAAACCCUCCAGCGCCCUCAAGAAACCCAAAAAGGCUGCGGCCGUGAAAAAGAGCCCGAAAAAAGUCAAGAAGCCAGCAGCUGCUGCGGUCAAAAAAACAGCCAAAAGCCCAAAAAGGGUUAAAGCAGCUAAGCCCAAAAAGGCAGAUAAGAGUCCGGCUAAGGCCAAAGCGGUGAAACCUAAGGUGGCCAAGCCCAAACCAACCAAACCUAAAGUAGCAAAGGCUAAGAAGGCAGCGCCCAAGAAGAAGUAAAGACUCCCCUUUUUUUUAGAUAAACCCAACGGCUCUUUUAAGAGCCACCCAUCCCUUUCAAAAAAGAGCUGGUUCACUUACCGGUAAUCUCGUGUUCUUUCUACGACAGAAGAUCCC